AUGUCCGAGCGAGAGUAUGACAUUUUAAUCAUUGGUGCUACAGGAUACACUGGCCAACUCGUGAUUGAGUAUCUUGCGAACCAUUCACGCGCCUCUUCGCUUCGUAUUGCACUUGGUGGUCGUACGAUCUCCAAAGUUCAGGAGCUUGCAGCCAAGUACAAGAAUGUUAGGGCUGUAUAUGUCGACGUAAGCAAUCAGGAGCUUGCAGCCAAGUACAAGAAUGUUAGGGCUGUAUAUGUCGACGUAAGCAAAGAGCCAAGUGUGGAAGAGGCAGUCGCCAAGACUCGGGUGGUUAUAAAUAUUGCUGGGCCAUAUUGGACGAGGGGCUCUGUGGUCGUCAAGGCUUGUGCGAGGAACGGUGCACAUUAUGUGGACUUGACUGGGGAAGCACCAUGGGUUGCAAAGAUUAUUGAACAGUACGAUUAUCUUGCACACAAGAACAAGGCAUGCAUUCCUUGCUCGGGGUAUGAUUCGAUUCCAUCCGACCUUGCGGCCCAUCUUGCGCUUCGGACAUUGGAAAAGCAGUUGGGCGGAAGGAUACCCCUGCAUAUCAGCUCAACUGCUGCACAUACAGGGAAUGGGGGAGUAUCUGGAGGAACUGCGGCGUCACUUAUGAGUGCUUUUGAAGAAGUCCCCAGGGAACAGAUGGCCAAAGGUCUUGGCUGGGAGCUGAGUCCUAGUGCUCCCGGCGCCCCCGGAUUCUCAGUUCUCCCGAGAAUAUUAUAUUCUCUCCCGCACAUUACGCCCAAGAUUUGGGGCGGAUACUUUGUUAUGAGCACUAUUAACGCAUCCAUCGUUCGCCGAUCCUGGGGUCUACGAUACUACCGAGCCCCCGAGGCCAAACGUCCAACGUUUUCGUACACAGAAUUUACAACCAUCAAUGGCACGAUGGCUCUACUUCCUCCUUUCCGGUGGCUAGUUAAGAACGUAUUGCCAAAAAGUGGAGAAGGCCCGUCCCCUGAUAAGUUGGACAAGGGAUACUUUGGAGUUGUGAAUGUUGCCGAGGGGGGAGAUGUCGUGGUAAAAGCGACUCUUGAUGGGGAUGGGGAUCCUGGGUACAGACUUACCUCUAUUAUGAUUGUGGAAAGUGCUCUGCUGUUGUUAGACUCUGAGAACUUGACGGAGAUUGGAAAGGAAGGAGGGGUUUUGACGCCUAGCGUUGCAUACGGCGAUGCGCUUCUCAAGGCGCUGGAAGGGACUGGAAGGUUUAAGAUUGGAGUGGAAGUUCUCGAAGACAAAAAGACGCGCUGA
Molecule: messenger RNA, 1251 nt
Organism: Rhizoctonia solani
Lineage: Eukaryota; Fungi; Basidiomycota; Agaricomycetes; Cantharellales; Ceratobasidiaceae
Exons: 8
Coding region: 1-1251 (416 amino acids)
Biological process (GO): glycolipid biosynthetic process
Cellular component (GO): mitochondrion; plasma membrane; lipid droplet
Source: RefSeq, a predicted model, not a curated record